GUUGGUAAAAAAGAAAUUGGAAACUCGGAAAGAGAUCAACAAUAGCAAGUAUAAUCUAGGAUUUGAAACUGGACAACAUCCUUCUAGAUGCAGAAGGUCACUGCAAGCUGGCUGAUUUUGGGAUGUGCAAGGAAGGGAUUCUGAAUGGCGUGACAACCACCACAUUCUGUGGGACUCCAGACUACAUAGCUCCCGAGAUCUUACAGGAGUUGGAGUAUGGCCCUUCAGUGGACUGGUGGGCCCUGGGGGUGCUAAUGUACGAGAUGAUGGCUGGGCAGCCCCCCUUCGAGGCCGACAAUGAGGAUGACCUAUUUGAGUCCAUCCUCCAUGACGACGUGCUCUACCCUGUCUGGCUCAGCAAGGAGGCUGUCAGCAUCUUGAAAGCUUUCAUGACCAAGAACCCCCACAAGCGCCUGGGCUGUGUGGCUGCGCAGAACGGUGAGGACGCCAUCAAGCAGCACCCGUUUUUCAAGGAAAUCGACUGGGUGCUCUUGGAGCAGAAGAAGAUCAAGCCCCCCUUCAAACCAAGAAUUAAAACCAAAAGAGACGUCAAUAACUUUGACCAAGACUUUACCCGGGAAGAGCCAGUACUCACGCUUGUGGAUGAAGCAAUUGUGAAGCAGAUCAACCAGGAGGAAUUCAAGGGCUUCUCCUACUUUGGCGAAGACCUGAUGCCCUGAGAAGCCACUCCAGGUGGAGUUGGCUGAUGCUGCAAGGAGGGUGCUGAGAAGAUCCUGUGUUACAGAGGCUCAGAAGGUCUCAAACUUCUCCUCCCCUGCCCCCAGAAACCCAGUCCCAUGUCCACUUUCUAUUUAUUACAUUCCCCCACCUUAGGCCACCUCCUCCCUCAUCCUCCUGGUGACCAGAGGGCACUCUCAGGUCUUGCCUCACCAGGAAUACAGACUCAAGUUGGUCAGCAGGUAGCUGUUCACACUGCCGUGUUUGGACUGUCCGUCCACAAGCCUGGUUCCAUUCCUGGGGCUCCUGGCCUUGAAGUGACUUUAGUUCUUUUACCACAAAGAAAAAAAAUCCAACAAGAAGACUCUGGCUCUGCCAUUGGAUGUAGAAUCCUGACACCUGUUGCUUCUCAUCCUUCCUGUCCCCUGGGCUACCAUCCCUGCCCUUCUGCCCAGAAGAGACUGGUGCUUCUUCCACAUGAGGGCAGGUGCCUGGAGGCGUGCCCUUGAUGGAGGGAGCCUGAGAGGUGCACGAGCUGGCUCGCUGUGUCGGUUUGCUCAAGAAUGGCACAUUCUUGCUUCCUUUGGUUUUAGCUUUUGAGCAUGCCAAAGUUAUAUAAUUUUGCAUCUCAUGAACGAAAUCAUUCUUUGUGGAAAAAAUAAUUUUGAUUUUGAACUCUAUUAACAUUUGAAAAAAUGUUACCAGAUUUGCUUUCUAAUUGACCAAACAAUAGAAGUUCCACUAUGAAUACAGGUAGAUAUUAAAGGGCUAAUAUACAGUGAGAAUACAGUCUUUCAGGGUUUAUGUUGACAAAGCUUUAGUGACACAAGGGCACUAUAUGAAUUGAGAGGAAAGGAAGCAACUAGUGCUCCUCAUUGUUAAGGCCACAGCCAUGGCCGACAUCCUGGGGUGGUAGCAAAACUCAGCUCCUAAAUUCUUUUUCCAGUUUCGUCCUAAGUCCCCAGAAUAAAUGCUAUUUAUUUUCUACAGCAGUGUGUUAUUUUUGCACACUUCUACAAAAUUGUAGUACUACUGUGAUGUGGUUUUAAAACAUUAAACAUGUAAAGUUAAUGAUGAAACAUCUACUUUUGGAACAAGAGGAAUGAAACUCAACAUGGGUCAGGCAGAAGGUGCCAGGAAAAUGAAGAACCACCAGUUUGAGAACUGACAAUGUAGCAAGAUGUGCCUGGAGUUUUGUUUCUGCGUGACAUGUGACUAGCAACUCAUGUGGACACCAUUUAAUGGACAUAAUAUUACCUCCUGUAGAUAUGCUAACAGUGUUACACUCUGAUUUUCAAGGAUUCUCUGUGGCUUUGUGUAUAUGUUUCCCGGAGGUCAUUUGAUUACCUAUUUUAUUAAACUGAUUUAGCAGGAAUGGAAUCCAUUCCAACCGUUGCACGUGAAUUUCCCAGCUGCCCCUAAAUAUAUAUACUUGUGAGUGGCAAAGUGGCACUAAUGAAGCUUUUUGCCUUUUGUACAUUUGAGAUUUUUGUAUAUAGUGUUUGCUGCAAGGCCUGUGGAAUUAAUUCAUUGAAUAUAGAGGUAUCAACUGCUGCAUGUUCAGGCAUAUUAUAAAACUUUAGUCUAUGAAAGAAUAAUUAUAAUAAUGUCCAGGUGCAAUACUCUCUAAGUGUAUUGGUUCAAGUUACCGAGAGAUAGGUGUGUUCCUUCCUUUGAGGGGUUUGGAGCCCUUUAUAUUGUUUCAUUUUGGCUUAAAAGAUGUAAACAUAUAUUAAUCUAGGUUGAAUCUCACAUAAUUUCUCCUGUGCUCUAUUAUGCCCUGAUAGAAAUGGGGGAAAGAAAGGAAUGUUCUCAAUGGUGGUUUCAAAACUUGGACAGUGACUAUUUUGAGCCCAUAGAAAGUGUGUUCCUAUUUGCAUCAGACUGGUCACAGCUCUUAUUACUAAUGAGAUAUUCAGUUCUCUUUUGCUUUUAUUUUUUUUAAAACUCAGGUGUAACUAUGAUCUGUUCUUAUGAUGAUUGCAAAUAUUAAAUAUUAUGCUGUAUCAGUCCGUGUAUUGGCAUACCAGUGAAGUGAUGAAGAACAUUAAUUUAUCUUCGGUAACUUGGCAUACUGGGGGCAGACUAUCUUCUGGAGUGGAGUACAAGCACAGCAACAUCUUCAUGGUGGCAUCAUCUCAUUUUUUAGGAAGACAUGACAAAUACGCCCAUCAUACUCAUGCAUAACUACUGCUUUCUCUCUUUUUCAUCUGCUUCCUUCACCAUUAUGAACUUUGGACAACUGAGCCAGCUCCAACUGCAGUGCCAAGUAGCCUUGUCCCAGGGCUUAGUGGUGUUCACAUGGUGGCAGGGGUUAGACCCUUCCUCCAGGACAACUGGCACUUUUGCUGGGAAGUUAAACAAUACAUUCCACCUGCAGCUCUAGGCACUCAGCCAGACUGGCUCCCUUUUGCACCCAAAGCCCAACUGGCCGGGAUGUCACCGGCUGAUGAAGUUCUCAUAUAGGCAGAUAUAAAUCCAGUGGAGACCUACAGAAAAAGGCUUGUGUGUUCCUUGGGUGUUCAUUGUUUCUUUUCAUUUUCAACAGAUUUGGGGCACAGGGAUGCGACUCAGUGGUAUAGUACUUGCGCAGCAUGUGCGAGGCCCUAGGUCUGUGUUCCUAGUAUCACAAAAAAAAGUUUGAAACUAGACACACUGUUAUGUUUCUGCAGUUCUUUAUAAUCCUCCCAGCUCUCUCUCUCUCUCUCUCCCCGCCCCUUCUCUCUUUUAAAGAAAAAAAUGAAGUGCAAAAAAAUGCCAAAAAAUAUAUGAAGGAUAGCUGUUCUCCUGUGUUAUAAUUAAGGACUUUGUGAAGUGGAAACAUAAUUUUUCCUCCAAAGGUGAUAAAACAAUGCAUUCUUGCUUUAAAAAAAAUAAAAGAAGGCUAAAAAAUUACCUCUUUUUAAAUUAUGUGCAAAAUAAU
Messenger RNA from Castor canadensis (American beaver), 3601 nucleotides. NCBI's taxonomy places the organism in Eukaryota, Metazoa, Chordata, Mammalia, Rodentia, Castoridae. The record is from RefSeq and is a predicted model, not a curated record.